UAUUAGGUUUUGAUGUUUCGAAUAGGUCCACACGAUAGGUCACCCUGUGGUUUUUAGCGACAUUGUUUUCGAGAUGGCCGCAGAUAGUGAAAACGCGCGCGAAAUCGAAGCCCCAUCUGUUCUUCCAAUAGAUCGUAAAUCCGUGCAUCAAAUAUGCUCUGGACAAGUUGUACUAAACCUGGCGACAGCUAUGAAAGAGUUAUUAGAGAAUAGCUUGGAUGCAGGAGCUACGAGUGUGGAUGUAAGACUGAAGGAGCAUGGAAGUCAUUCCAUAGAAGUUUCCGACAAUGGCGCCGGCGUGGAACCCCAAAACUUCGAGGCCUUGACGCUGAAACACUACACUUCCAAGCUGAAGGAUUUCUCGGAUUUGUCGGCUGUUGAGACGUUCGGAUUUCGAGGAGAAGCUCUAAGUUCUCUUUGUGCCCUGAGUGACCUGUCAAUCACUACUCGGCACAUCUCACAGACAGCAGGAACCAAAUUGGAUUAUGACCACAAUGGUAAACUGAAAUCCAAGCUACCUUGUGCAAGGGAGCAAGGAACAAUGGUAACAGUUCUUAACCUUUUCUCUACCCUCCCUGUCCGCCACAAGGAGUUCCUUAGAAACAUCAAGAAAGAGUUUGUCAGGCUGGUGCAUGUAUUGCAAGGGUAUUGCCUUAUCAGUGCAGGGACCAGAAUCACUUGUUCUAACCAUGUCGCAGGGAAGAGAUCCACUGUUGUGUCUACUCAUGGGAGCUCACAAAUCAAAGAUAACAUCACAGCCGUGUUUGGCCCUAAGCAGGUACAGUCCCUGUUACCAUUCAAGCAACUCCAGCCAUCUGAGGAAGACUGCACCGAGCUCAACCUUUCAGUAGUCUCUAACAGUGAGAGUAACCCAUUCACGAUCACAGGGUUCAUAUCGAAGGCAGACCACGGCUCUGGGCGAAGCUCAUCUGAUAGACAGUUCUUCUUCAUUAAUAAACGCCCUUGUGAUUUGCCGAAGGUGUCUCGCGUGGUGAGUGAAGUGUAUCACAUGUAUAACAGACACCAGUUCCCUUUUGUGAUGCUGGAUAUAUCGCUAAAGAGAGAUGCAGUAGACGUCAAUGUUACACCGGACAAGAGGCAGGUGUUUCUCCAACAAGAAAAGUUACUUCUCGCCACCCUUCGCACGUCACUCAUCAAAAUGUUUGAUCCGGGGACAUCAACUUACGAGGUCAAUCAAAAAGUGUUCACGCAAAUUAAACUUUCGCCAUCGCCAACGCAGGCCUCACACUUUUCACUUGCCCCUGGAGACAGCCCCAGUGGAAACAAUGCGUAUGCAGCAACUUCUGGUGGUUUUCAUAGCAACAGUCUUAAUAGUCUUCAUGGCAACAACAAUGUAUCUGGACUUUCAGUGGGUAAAUACGAAAAGUCGUGUGUGAGGCAAAAAAUUUUUUUGAAUUCCCUGUCGAACUUCAAGAGAAAGUUUUCAGAAUUAUCUCCUUGUGGUGAAAAGAAACAAAAUGAGCCGGUUGCAAAACAAGCUAGGCUUACUGAGAUCUUCUGUAAAAAAGAGGAUAAAGAAAUCAUUUGUAGCGAGUUUUCUGAAAAUUCUGGUUCUGAGAUUUCAGGAAUAAUAACUGAAGGUGACGAUGAAAUAGGCCUUUCUAGUGCAGGUCAACAUGAAGAACAAAUGGAGAGAGUCCACAGGGGAAAUCAACCCACGAAAGUAAAGGAGAUACUGCUUCUGAAGGAAGAUAAUAAAAACGAUAGCUUAGCAUUAGAUAGCUCGUCGAUAUUUCCUGUUAUGCAAAGUGAUUUGAAAGAGGAGAGUUUUCACGCUGGACAGAAUAUUCAAGAAACGAGUGAAGUUACUAAAUUGGCAGACAGAAAGACUUCGAGCCAUAAAAAAGCAGAAGACAUUACAAAGACUCCAUCGAUAGGAGAAACUUUUCCAGACGACCAUGAAGACCUAAAAGUUAUUUUCUCAAGAAGAAAGACGGUCGAGGUCGAGUUCAGCAUGGAAAAACUAAGGUCACGCUCACAUAGUCUUAACACUUCCAUCACACAGAAUGCUGAAGUGAGAAUUUUUAGAGCAAAAAUUUCGCCUGAGAAUAACUCCGCUGCUGAAGAAGAGUUAACGAAGAACAUUGAAAAAGGAUCUUUUGCCAGAAUGGAAAUUGUCGGUCAGUUUAACUUGGGUUUCAUCCUCGCCAAGCUUGAUAAUGAUUUAUUCAUUAUCGACCAGCAUGCUUCGGACGAGAAGUACAAUUUCGAGAUGCAGCAGCGAAACACAGUUCUACGAAACCAGCGCCUUAUAAUUCCUAGAAAACUCGAACUGACUGCAGUGAACGAGAGUAUACUAUUGGAUAAUCUCGAGAUCUUCCGUAAAAACGGCUUCGAAUUUCAAAUAGACGACGAUGCCCCCGCAACACAAAAGGUCAAACUUGUGUCAGUGCCAACAAGUAAGAAUUGGACUUUUGGCGUCGAAGACGUUGAAGAACUCAUUUUCAUGCUGAGUGACUCACCGGGGAUUCUGUGUCGACCAACGCGCGUGCGCAAGAUGUUUGCAAGCCGCGCGUGCAGGAUGUCAAUCAUGGUUGGCACUGCGCUAAGCCACGCCCAUAUGCAAGGGAUUGUGGGACACAUGGGACAGAUGGAGCAUCCGUGGAAUUGUCCGCAUGGAAGACCCACAAUGAGACAUGUUGUGAACCUCGCAAUGCUGCCCUCUUUAUCUGAAUAACUAAUACGUACAAACAACGCCGUGGCGUUCAGGAUUCCUGUGGUUGACCGUUAUGCAAGGGGGGCUGGGAAAAACCAACUCUGGAACAAUUCUUAUUUUGAAUUGGACUAAAUUAAUUGCUUUACUAUUUUAAAGGAAUUGUUAUUCAACAGACAAUGACAAUGAUGCGAAUAACUGCAAGAAUGCUGAUAAAAUUGCCAAAAGUAAAUUAUAACUACCUCCUCUUUACUCAG
This is a messenger RNA of Nematostella vectensis (starlet sea anemone), 2931 nucleotides long. RefSeq names its product mismatch repair endonuclease PMS2. Gene Ontology annotation, biological process: mismatch repair. Bases 74 to 2698 code for a protein of 874 amino acids. The transcript is spliced from 4 exons. Lineage: Eukaryota; Metazoa; Cnidaria; Anthozoa; Actiniaria; Edwardsiidae. Gene Ontology annotation, cellular component: MutLalpha complex. Gene Ontology annotation, molecular function: ATP binding; mismatched DNA binding; ATP hydrolysis activity. The record is from RefSeq and is a predicted model, not a curated record.